UGCCGCCCGCUCCAGCACCGCAUGCACUGCACGCUCUCUUUCACUCUUCCACACACACCCUACAUCCACCCCUAGCAGCGCCUUUUUUUCUACCUGCCGCUCCACAGAGAGCACACUACAGCCGCCAUGGGCUUUAGUCUCAACAACCCGCUGCCGUCAUCCAUGGCCAGCGAAUGUCGCAAGACGGGAAAGAUCCUGGCCUCCUUUGUCGACCCGCGGCAGGCUUUUGGGCCCGACAAGAUCAUCCCGCCAAACGUGCUUGCAAACGCAAAGGGCCUCGCCAUCCUCACUGUCUUCAAGGCUGGCUUUCUCGGCACUGCGCGAUUUGGUUCCGGCGUCGUCGUCGCACGUCUCGCCGACGGAUCAUGGUCGGCGCCUACAGCUAUCGGUACUAUUGGAGGCGGCUUUGGCGGGCAGAUCGGCUUUGAGCUCACUGACUUCGUCUUUAUCCUCAACGAUGCCUCCGCCGUGCGAACAUUUGCUCAGGCCGGUUCGCUGACACUGGGAGGCAACGUCUCCAUUGCCGCGGGACCGGUUGGUCGCAAUGCCGAAGCUGCCGGCGCAGCCAGCUUGAAGGGCGUGGCAGGCAUUUUCAGCUAUAGCAAGACAAAAGGCUUGUUUGCGGGAGUUAGUCUUGAGGGUAGUGGUAUAAUCGAACGCAGAGACGCCAAUGAGAAGCUUUACGGACGCCGAUGGACUGCCAGGGAAAUCCUGAGCGGGCAAGUCCCUCCGCCACCAGCUGCUGAGCCGCUCUUGCGCGUUCUCAACUCCAGGGUAUUUUCCGGUGUAGGAGGAGCGCAGAAUGUCACCAAUGAUGCCAUGUACAACGAUAUUCCUGUUUAUGAUGAUGCGCACGAUAAUGUGGUUUGGCAGGGCCGCCGCGGCUCUGCCAUGGGUGAAGGUGUACGACGAGAUCGCACGGGCUCAAUGGGCUCACACCACGACGACUACCAGUACAGGGACCACCAGCAAACCUCUUCUUGGGCAGACGAUGUCUACGACCGACAGCCAUCAUCCGCACCUAGCGGUCUCAACCGAUCAUAUUCCACCCGUGCAAACCCUACCGAGACCUUUGAUCGUAUCGACUCACGGAACCGCGCCUCGACGUUUGGCGAUGACUACUAUUCGUACAGUGAUCGCAAGCCUGGACGGCCCUCUGCCCCGAAGCCGGUCUUUGGCCAGACCACUGGACAGAAGAAGGCGAGCUUGCAGUCCGACCAAGCCAUAGCAAAAUUCACCUUUGAUGCUGAUCAACCGGGCGAUCUCGGCUUCAAGAAGGGCGAAGUCAUCACUAUUAUCAAGCGCACUGACAAUGAAACCGAUUGGUGGACAGGUCGCAUAGGAAGUAGGGAAGGCAUCUUCCCAAGUAACUAUGUCGAGACCGUGUAGAAGAUGGCGUGGAUAAAUCGUACAUCUAGUCCAUUUGUUCAUCGGUGAAGAUGAUGUCUGAAAUUUUUGCAAAUUGUCAUGGCUUUCUGAAGCAGCUACUGCAAUGUUUGUCGCUUGCGCAUGAAGAGAUUCGUGCCGUCUGUACAUACGCCUAUACCUCUCCCGUCUCCUGUACUACUUUUUCCUUACCAUUUUUGUCUGCAGAUACCUUUGUAGCGUACUCUAGCAUCGAGCUUAUUUACUCCUGAUAGAUGAACCCAAAGAAACCAUCAAAUUUAGCUCACAUCAUGUGCCGUGGUUCGCUG
Messenger RNA from Bipolaris sorokiniana ND90Pr, 1694 nucleotides. RefSeq lists its product as uncharacterized. The coding region runs from base 127 to 1389 and encodes 420 amino acids. NCBI's taxonomy places the organism in Eukaryota, Fungi, Ascomycota, Dothideomycetes, Pleosporales, Pleosporaceae. Gene Ontology annotation, molecular function: phosphatidylinositol binding; actin filament binding. The record is from RefSeq and is a predicted model, not a curated record. The transcript has 4 exons. Gene Ontology annotation, cellular component: actin cortical patch. Gene Ontology annotation, biological process: actin filament bundle assembly; actin cortical patch localization.